Molecule: messenger RNA, 588 nt
Organism: Colletotrichum truncatum
Lineage: Eukaryota; Fungi; Ascomycota; Sordariomycetes; Glomerellales; Glomerellaceae
Product: dynactin arp1 p25 subunit
Cellular component (GO): dynactin complex
Source: RefSeq, a predicted model, not a curated record
AUGUCACGAAGACCGGCAAAGGGAGACUACAUUGAGACCGACACAGGCAACAAGGUCGCCCGCAAGGCGACGCUGGUCGGCACCCAGAACAUCAUGCUGGGCGGCAAAACCGUCAUCCAGCCCGAGGUCAUGAUCCGCGGCGACCUCGCGCGAUCCGCGCAGUCUUCCAGCGGCGGCGCCCCGGCAAACAACACCGCCGUCGCCAUCGGCCGAUACUGCUUCCUCUCCAGGGGUGCUGUGCUCCGACCGCCGGGGCGAAUGUACAAGGGCAUGUUCACGUACAUGCCCCUCCGAAUGGGAGACCACGUCUUCGUCGGCCAGUACACGGUCAUCCAGGCCGCCUCGAUCGGGUCCCACGUGCACAUCGGCCGCGAGUGCGUGGUGGGCGAGUUCGCGAUCGUCAAGGACUACGUCCGUAUCCUCGAAGGCACCGUCGUGCCCCCAAACAUGGUCAUACCGAGCUUCAGCGUUGUUGCAGGGCAGCCGGCUCGCGUGGUCGGCGAGGUUCCCGAGGGAGGGCACGAGGAGUUUGAGCUGCGCGAGCUGUACAAGACAGUUGGCAACAACCCGCAACCGCUGCCUGUAUGA